This is a messenger RNA of Rhodotorula toruloides NP11, 1056 nucleotides long. RefSeq names its product 3-oxo-5-alpha-steroid 4-dehydrogenase 1. The coding region runs from base 1 to 1056 and encodes 351 amino acids. Gene Ontology annotation, molecular function: oxidoreductase activity, acting on the CH-CH group of donors. The transcript is spliced from 2 exons. The record is from RefSeq and is a predicted model, not a curated record. Gene Ontology annotation, biological process: lipid metabolic process. Lineage: Eukaryota; Fungi; Basidiomycota; Microbotryomycetes; Sporidiobolales; Sporidiobolaceae.
AUGGCUUCAUCCGCGACCUCUUACCUCACGCAUCUCGUUGACGGUCUGAAGGGGCAGUACGGGACGGUGGGACUCUACGCGGCCGUGCAGAGGCUAUUUGUUGGAUUUGGAUUCGUGGGCGGACCCGGCAGCUGCGUUAUCGAUGCGCCGUUCGGCAAAUUCGGCACCUGGAAGCGACUCGCCGUCCAUGGAGACAUCGGAUGGAUGCUCAUGGAGAUCGUCUCGCCCAUCACCUUCCUCUACGGCCUUUCACUCCCGCUCAAUUCCAGCUCGUCCUCCUUCCUCUCCUUCUCCCCCAAUCGCAUCGUCUCCGCCUUCCGCGCUCUUCCCCUUGCGCGACAAGUCCUCGCGGGAUGCUACCUUGUUCACUACGCCAACCGCUCCGUCAUCUCUUCGAUUCGCAAUCCCGGCCGUGCACGAAUGAACAUCAUCAUCCCGCUCCUCUCCGCCCUCUUCAACCUUGCCAACGGCGGCACCAUCGGCGUCUGGCUCGCAGGCGGAAUUCCGCAGACAGGCAAGGCGGUCGCAAACUCGGGACUGCGCGAUGCGGGAUGGGCGAAGCCGGUCUUCCUCCUCGGCGCGGCGAUGUGGGCGGCAGGCCUGUGCUCCAACAUCUACCACGACGAGGUUCUCUACAAUAUCAAGCGCAAGAAGCAGGCGAAGGAGAAGAAGGGCAAGGGCAAGGAGUCGGCUUCGCCCAAGGACCGGUACUCGAUUCCGCAAGGCGGCCUGUACCGCUUCGUCUCGCACCCGUCGUACUCGUCGGAGUGGUUCGAAUGGCUCGGCUUCCUCUUCGCCACCUUCGCACUUGCACCAGCGCCUUUCCCGCCAACGCCAGUCUCCUCCCUCAUCCCCUCCCUCUCGCUUAAGGCGCUUCCCGGCCCGCUCAAGCCGCUCAAGGGAUGGUACCUACAGCCGCCGGCGCUCUUCCUGUGGCAAGAGAUAGGCGCAAUGCUGCCGCGCGCGAGGAGCGGGCAUGCGUGGUACCGCAAGACGUUCGGGAAGGAGUGGGAGGAGAAGGGCGCAAAGUGGAUUGUCUUCCCAGGCGUGUACUGA